GGGGCAAGUCUGAACAAAGGUGGCAUUUAUAAGAAGGUGAAAGUUUGUCAAUGCGGCAGUGUGCGUGUGUGUGUGUGUGACUCAGAUGCCUGUAUGAGAGAUGGGACUGUUCCAUAAACACAUAUAGUGUGAUAAGUGUCAUAUAGAUACAGUCGGCGCCUCACGACAACAGCGCAUUUGCACAGGAAAACCCCAAUCUUCAGAUAUAUCGGAGCGGUAGAUAGAGACAGCGCUCCAAACAGGAAACCUAUGCCUUUCUUGCUGAGAAGCAGUCCUAACUGCACUCAUAGUCACCUGCUCUGCAUCAGCAGGCACUCAAGAGACCUGCCAGGUGCCUGGAGACAACAUGAGUACUACGGCGUAUACAACAGAAUUCUACGAAUACUACUCCGAUUCCCCAGACACACCCUGUUUCCUGAACACAUCUGCCACUUUGGGAACGGCCAUCCGCCCGCUGGUGCUGUGGACGGUGUGUGUGGUGGGGUCGCUGGGCAAUGGGCUGGUUCUGUGGGUGCUGCUACUGCGUCGCGUGCGAAGCAUGGCUGACGUGUGCCUGCUCAACCUGGCGCUGGCCGACCUGCUGCGCGCCCUGCUCCUGCCCCUCUGGACCCUCACGGGCGCGGGCAGCGACGCCCUCUGCAAGGCCAGGACCGGCAUGUACCAGCUGGGCUUCGCCAGCGGCCUACUCUUCGUCACGCUAAUGAGCCUGGACCGUUACCUGGCCAUCGUGCACGCCGUGGCGUCCUCCGCCAUGCGCAAGCUGCAGUCCAGCCUCCUGGCCAGCGCGGUCGUCUGGGCAACCGCCAUCAUGCUAGCCCUGCUCAAGGCCGUCUUCGCCGUGAGCUGGGAUGGGCAAUGCAGAAUGGACUACCCCCCUGAGACAGCCUCAACGUGGAAACUCGUGCACAACUUCAGCGAUAUCGUCUUGUGCCUCGGGCUCUGCCUGCCCGUCGUUACCUUCUGCUACGUCAGGAUCCUGGUGGUGGUGCGGCGCCAAAAGAGCGCCAAGAGGGGCCGCGCCGUGCGCCUCAUCUUCGCCAUCGUGUGUGUGUUCGCCGUGUUCUGGGUGCCCUACAACGUGGCGGUGCUCCUGCAGACUCUACACACCACGCAGGGGCUGUGGGACUGGUGCGAGGCCUCCCAGAAGCUGGCGCUGGCCGUGGAGGUGACGGAGAUCAUCACGCUCACACACUGCUGCGUCAACCCCAUCAUUUACGCCUUUGUGGCGGAGAAGUUCAGGAAGAGCUUCACCCUUGUGUUUGCCAGGCAUCCUCUUUGCGUGAAAUUCUGCCCACGGCUUGAACCUGUGACAACUACUUACUCCAAACCCUCAGACAAUGACACCUCAAACACAGCUGUGUCAUCGUCACGCUUAGAAUAAGCUUUGAAUUGUCAAAAUUAAAUGUAGUCAAAACAAUAUAGACCGUAUACAUAGAUGUGAGUGUGUGCGUGCGUGCGUGUGUGCAUGAGUUAGUGUGUGAGAGAGAGAGCGAGUAGAUUUAUAAUUGUAAUGUGAUUUUCUGUAUUGCUGUUUUUGUAUAUUUGGGUGUUUUCAGGUCAUGUACUGUAUAUACUUUGUAUAAUAAAUCAGAAUAUACCAUAAUGGAUAAAA
This is a messenger RNA of Clupea harengus (Atlantic herring), 1612 nucleotides long. RefSeq names its product C-C chemokine receptor type 5. The record is from RefSeq and is a predicted model, not a curated record. Gene Ontology annotation, molecular function: C-C chemokine receptor activity; C-C chemokine binding. Gene Ontology annotation, biological process: positive regulation of cytosolic calcium ion concentration; G protein-coupled receptor signaling pathway; immune response. NCBI's taxonomy places the organism in Eukaryota, Metazoa, Chordata, Actinopteri, Clupeiformes, Clupeidae. Gene Ontology annotation, cellular component: external side of plasma membrane; membrane.